This is a messenger RNA of Cadophora gregata, 3770 nucleotides long. RefSeq names its product translational elongation factor EF-1 alpha (gene TEF3). NCBI's taxonomy places the organism in Eukaryota, Fungi, Ascomycota, Leotiomycetes, Helotiales, Ploettnerulaceae. The transcript is spliced from 3 exons. Gene Ontology annotation, molecular function: ATP binding; ATP hydrolysis activity; translation elongation factor activity. Bases 386 to 3592 code for a protein of 1068 amino acids. The record is from RefSeq and is a predicted model, not a curated record.
CCACUCGCUUCUGACGGGCUAAACACGCUAGUUCGCCGACCCCUGCCAUAAUUUUUCGACAGAACCCAGAGGCCAGAAAUUUAUUAGGUAUUAAAGACUGUUCGCCCUCUGCAAUUUUCUCGUCUUGCUCAUUUCUUCCCUUCUCCUCCCACUAUACAAACAAAUCUCCCCUCACUCCUUUCUUGCUUCACAGACCUUCUUCUGCGCAGGAAGAAGAGCUGCGAACCCCCCCGCCACAAGGACACUCUCUCCAGCGUAUCGAUUGCCCCUCCAACCUUUUUGCGGGCCCGCCGAUAACGACGAUCGCACUAGUGGUCGACAAUUUUUCUCCCUCUCCCACACUUGAUCCCCUCCGCCGUCUCCCCUUCUUCUCUUCUUCUACAACAUGCCCGCUGUGACCGAUACAUCAGCAACCGCAAGCAUGGCCUCAAAAGAGAAUCAAAACAGUGUCAAGGUCCUUGAUGAACUUAUGGCAAAGCUCUUGAUUUCCAAGGCUCAGGAGGACAUCAAUGCCGCCACCCACAACCUGGCUAUCUUCAUUAACUCGCCCAUCGAGGAGAACGACGCCCCAACCAAGACCGUCGAAACCCUCAAGAAGCAACUUGGAAACAAGAAGGAUGGCAACGUCAGAGAACGCGCUCUCAAUGCCAUCCAGGCUAUUGCUGAGCAUGCCGAUACCUCCCCAUCUGUCGAGCCAUACCUGGUUGUCCUCCUCCCCUCGGUCCUCUCGGCCGUUGGUGACAAGAUGGUCCCAGUCAAGAACGCCGCUCAAGCUGCUGCCCUUGCCAUCAUCAAGGCUGUCAGUGCCAACGCCGUCAAGGCUGUCCUCCCACCCAUCAUCAACUCCAUCUUGACCGCUCAAAAAUGGCAAGAGAAGAUCACCGGUCUCACCUGUAUCGAGGCUCUCGUCGAAUCCGCCCCAUCACAACUCGCCCUCCGCGUCCCAGAUCUGAUCCCAGUCGUCUCCGAAUCCAUGUGGGACACCAAGCCUGAGGUCAAGAAGAUGGCAUACGGUACAAUGGAGAAGGUCUGCGGUCUUAUCGUCAACAAGGAUAUCGAUCGUUUCAUUCCCGAGUUGAUCAAGUGUAUCGCCAAGCCAGAGAAUGUCCCAGAGACUAUUCAUUUGCUCGGUGCCACCACUUUCGUCACUGAUGUUCACGAGCCAACUUUGGCCAUUAUGGUUCCUCUUUUGGAUCGUGGUCUUGCUGAGCGUGAGACUGCCAUCAAGCGAAAGUCUGCCGUUAUCGUUGACAACAUGUGCAAGCUUGUCGAGGACCCCAACAUUGUUGCGGCCUUCUUGCCAAAGCUUAUGCCUCAACUCACCAAGAACUACGAGAACUUGGCUGACCCCGAAGCCCGUGAGAAGACCAAGCAAGGUCUCGAUACUCUCAUCCGUGUCGGUGCCGUUGUCGACGGAAAGAUCCCAGAAGUUUCCCACGCUGGUGAUGUCUCGACCGUUUCCGCUAUCUUAAAGGAGAUCCUCGAGUCUGGCAAGCACAAGGCUGUUGUUAACAAGUUCGCUCCAAUCCUCGACUUCGUUUCCGCCCUCGCUGGUCAACUUAUUGAUGAGAAGGAUGCCGAUACCCAGAGCUGGACUUCAAACAUCAAGCCAUACAUCGCCUCAAUCAUUCCUGAGUCUGACGCUCAGGCUGUUGUGGAUGCUCUCCGAAAGAAGGCUUCCCCACUUGCCGAGGACGCAGAUGCUGAGGAGGCUGAUGAUGAGGAGGGAGAGGAUCUCUGCAACUGCACAUUCAACUUGGCCUACGGUGCUAAGAUUCUCCUCAACCAGACCCAUCUCCGCCUGAAGCGUGGUCAGCGAUAUGGUCUCUGCGGUCCUAACGGUUCCGGAAAGUCCACUCUCAUGCGUGCCAUCAACAACGAACAAGUCGAGGGUUUCCCCAAGAAGAGCGAAGUCAAGACUGUUUUCGUUGAGCACGAUCUUGAUGCCGCUGAUACCGAGCAAACCACCAUCGACUGGACCAUGAAGAAGUUGAAGGAGGUUGGUGUCGAGACUUCCCGUGAGGAGGUCGUCAAGCAAUUGACUGAGUUCGGUUUCACCGAUGCUAUGAUCACCAACUUGAUCACCGCCCUUUCCGGUGGAUGGAAGAUGAAGUUGGCUCUUGCCCGUGCCGUUUUCGAAAACCCAGAUAUUCUCCUCCUUGAUGAGCCGACUAACCAUUUGGACGUCAAGAACGUCAAGUGGCUCGAGGACUACUUGAUGGCUUCCCCUUGCACAUCCAUCAUUGUUUCCCACGACACUGGCUUCCUCAACAACGUCUGCCAACACAUUAUCAACUACGAGAGAUUCAAGCUCAAGCGUUACCGUGGUAACGUCCGUGAGUUCGUCAAGAAGUGCCCAUCUGCCAAGUCAUACUUUGAGCUUGGUGCUUCUGAGAUGGAAUUCAAGUUCCCUGAGCCAGGUUUCCUCGAGGGUGUCAAGACUAAGGCCAAGGCCAUUGUUCGUGUCUCCAAGAUGAGCUUCCAGUACCCAGGUACACCAAAGCCCCAGAUUUCCGACAUCUCUUUCCAAUGUUCGCUCGGUUCCCGUAUUGCCGUCAUUGGUCCCAACGGUGCUGGUAAAUCUACUCUCAUUAACGUCUUGACCGGUGAACUCAUCCCAACCAUCGGUGAUGUCUACACCCACGAGAAUAUUCGUAUCGCAUACAUCAAACAACACGCUUUCGCACACAUCGAUCACCACUUGGAGAAGACUCCUUCAGAGUACAUCCAAUGGCGUUUCCAGACUGGUGAGGAUCGUGAGACUAUGGAUCGUGCCAACAAGAUCGUCACCGAUGAGGAUGAGAAGGCAAUGGACAAGAUCUACAAGAUUGAGGGUUCCCAAAGACGUGUUAUUGGUAUCCACUCCCGCCGCAAGUUCAAGAACUCUUACGAGUACGAGUGUUCGUUCGCUCUUGGAGAGAACGUUGGCAUGAAGAACGAGAGAUGGGUUCCUAUGAUGACAGCCGACAACGCUUGGAUUCCCCGUACCGAGAUCUUGGCUUCCCAUCAAAAGAUGGUUGCUGAGGUUGAUCAGAAGGAGGCUCUUGCCAGUGGUCAGUUCAGACCUCUGGUCCGAAAGGAGAUUGAGGCUCACGGUGCCAACUUCGGUCUCGAUGCCGAGUUGAUCUCCCAUUCCCGCAUGUUGGGUCUUUCCGGUGGACAGCGUGUCAAGGUCGUUCUCGCUGCAUGCUCGUGGCAACGUCCUCAUUUGAUCGUUCUUGAUGAACCUACCAACUAUCUUGAUCGUGACUCUCUCGGUGCUCUUUCCAAGGCUCUCAAGUCCUUCGAGGGUGGUGUUAUUAUCAUUACUCACUCCAAGGAGUUCACUGAGAACUUGACUGAGGAAGUUUGGGCCGUUGUUGACGGAAAGAUGACUCCAUCUGGCCACAACUGGGUUCAAGGACAGGGUGCUGGACCUCGUCUAAAGGGUGACGAUGAUGAUGAGGAAGAGAAGUUUGAUGCUAUGGGUAAUAAGAUUGUGUCGACGAAGAAGGCCAAGAAGCUUACUUCCGCCGAGUUACGGAAGAAGAAGAAGGACCGUAUGGCCCGACGCAAGAGAGGAGAGGAGGUCUUUUCGGAUGAAGAUGAUUAGAUGCACAAGUCGACGUAGGGAAGGGAAAAGUGUUAUCUGUAGGGUUUUGCGCAUUGGGAAUUGUCUCCGGAGUUUUUCUGCGUUACUCUUUCGUGGUCACCAUGGUUUUUGCAGACUAGAAGAUAGAUCAGCAAAUAGACACUUCAAAAUUGCAAUACAAAAAUCAAUUGUACAAGAA